Diatraea saccharalis (sugarcane borer) is the source of this 1617-nucleotide messenger RNA. Lineage: Eukaryota; Metazoa; Arthropoda; Insecta; Lepidoptera; Crambidae. The record is from the annotation of a GenBank genome assembly.
AUGAACUUGAACGAUGUUAUGGGCAAUUGCCAAACAACUAAAAGAGUUGGAAAAUAUGGUUUGAGCCAAGCAACAGCCGAAAAUAUACCAUUAGUAGAUUUAACGCAAUAUCCUGGCUUCAAUCCUAAUUUACCUGGAUCUCAGUUUAUAAAUAAACCAAUUAUAAUUGCAAAUGCCAAUGGAGUACAACCAGAUCUACUGCCAGCUAUUACGAAUUUCCCUGGCUCCCAGUUUUUGAAAAGACCACUUAUAGUUGGAAAUGGAGCUCUACCAGAACUGAUAUCAGCUACUCCGAAUUUCUCUGGACCUCAGUUUAUAAAUAGACCACUUGUAGUUGCAAAUGCCAAUGGAGCACCACCAGAACUGUCAUCUACUAGACCAAUGUGGCCACAAAGGGAAAAUUGUGCUAUACUGCCAGAUACACCUGUUAUUCCUGUCCAAACACCUGAUGUGACAUCAUAUCAGAUCAAUUCUUUUCCUGCGAUUCCGACGAAAAUUCCACCUUUAUCCGUAAUUCAAAAUUCUUUUAGGCCUUUGAAGCCAAUAAUUAUUCCUUCAACAUCUCCAAAUUUAAAUAUGUCACCAGUGCUGUUUCCUAUGCAGAGUUACCCACCUCUAUUACCUUUCCCAGUUACACAAUCGUAUUCUACAGCAAGAGACAUCGAUGAAGCGGAGAUAUACACCUAUCUACGAUACGAAGAUUUCUUUGAUGACUUUCCUGACUUCAAUGAUCAGUUUGAGAACAACAUUAUCUCUAAUUAUGAAUCUAAUGUUAAUGAAGUAAACAUACAAUCAACAAUAGUCAGUCCAAUUCCAGAGGUCAUAGACACGAGUAACACUUUAGUUUCAGAAUCAUUGGACAUUCAACAAUUAGCGAAUACCAAUGUUGGAAUUGAGUUCCCUAUACCUUAUAAUAUAGAGAUUAAUCUUCCAGUUUUAACCAAUCCCGUAUCUAAUUUUAUGCCACCACAAGCUCCUCCAUUUUUCCCACCAAUGCCUCCUAUAAUAAUCCAAGGUUCUUCUAGAAACAACUUUAAGUAUUUACUUCCAAUAAUUUUAGCCACACUAUUAAAUAAUGAUGGUAAUACCGGAUGUAGUGGCAGUUGUGGUAAUAGAUACAUUCCAAUGCCAUAUCCAAUACCAGUGUCAGUUAAUAAUGCUAUAAUUAAUGGUCCCGAAACCGAAGUUUCAGGCCAAUUGUACAACGCACCUAUAAUACGCACAGACAGUAACAACGACGACUUGGGAGUUCUCCUCACUGUUUUACUUCUAACAUCACGGAACAGAGGAUCGGGUAACUGCAAUUGUUGCAGCUGCUGCGGCGGAGGGAACAUCCCAAUACCUUACCCUAUACCGAUUCCGACUAACAAUCCGAUCAUCUAUACGUACCCGAGAUGUUAUGAUGGCGAUUAUGGCGACGAAGAAGGUGGUAGUAGCAGUUCAUCAAGUGCCGCCGCUACUGGUGGGGCUGGUGGUGCUGGUGGCAGCGCAUCGAGUGAACCGGAACAAAAUGUUUAUGUCAUAACCAAUAGUGCAGCCAACGCUCUUAACACCAUAGAUGAUAAAACGAGUGCUGCAAGCGGCAGUGCCGCGUCAUCUACCAGUUCUAAUGAAUAG